AGGGCGGAGUCCCGGCGGGCGCCGGCCAAGGGAGGGGGCGCGGCGUCCGUGAAGUCCGGCGCUCCCUCAGGCCGUGGAGGCGAUGCUGGCUGCUGCGGGGCCGGCGGCUGGGCGGACGGGGAUGUGACCGGUCUGCCCCUCGCCUCUCUUCCAUCCUCGGGCCUGCAGGUCGCUGGGCGACCCGCAGCCGGGCCGCGGCCGAGGAGGCAGCGCGACCUCCCCACGAUUCUGUCAGCUUUUAAGAACAAAUGCACCUUAUAGCUCAUGGAAGAAAAAACACAAAUCAAGACGUUUUUGGGUUCCAAGCUGCCAAAGUAUGGAACAAAACCUACGAGAAGUACUCUGCAGCCGAUAACAAGUGGGGCCACUGUGGCUUUGUUAGGGACUUCCAAGAGUAGUAAUGUCAAAAGUUACAUCAAAAAUAAUGGCUCUGAUUGCUCCCUGUCCCAUUCGUUUAAUUGGAGACAAGCAAAUAAAUACCAACUUGGUUCACAAAAUACAGAACUUAAUAGUAUUCAAAGUAUACAUGAUAAACUAAUUGAUCCUGAGCAACAUGCUCCGGCUCCAGGAAGGCCUGAUGGGAAUGGGAUAAAGGGAGGCUUGAGAAGUGCUUCCUUGUUCACGUCCAAGUUAGCAAGACCAUCCACUAUGUUUUUGUCAUCUACAGAGGAGUUAAAUCAAAAAUCUUUUCCUGGACCAUCUAAUUUGGGUAAAUUCACCAAAGGCACAUUACUAGGAAGGACUUCAUAUUCUUCGGUCAAUGCUAAGUCACAUUUGAAUACAUUUUAUAGGAACCGAUCACCUGGUAACAUGCAGAAGCCAAGAAUGAACGUCUGUGCCACCAGAAGCAGUUCUGGAGAGAGCUUAGCACAGUCCCCAGACAAUACUAAAUCUAUUACUUGUGAAAAAAUGGUAAGGUCACAAAGUUUUUCACAUUCCAUCCAGAAUUCCUUCCUUCCGCCUUCAUCUAUAACCAGAUCACAUUCCUUCAACAGAGCUGUAGACCUUACAAAGCCUUAUCAGAGCCAACAGCUACCCGUUCGAGUGCCUCUCCGGUCAGGUAUGCUAACGAGAAAUUCUCGGCAGUCAGAAGUACUGAAUGGGAAUGAACACUUGGGGUUUGGUUUUAAUAGGCCUUAUGCUGCUGGUGGAAAGAAAUUGGCUUUAUCCAAUGGCCCAGGUGUAUCUUCCACUUUGGGCUAUAGGAUGGUUCAUCCCUCUCUACUGAAAUCUAGCCGACCUCCAUUUUCUGGGACUAUGACAGUUGAUAGUAAUAAAAAUUCUCCUGCUGACAUGUGUGUAGAAGAAGAAGCUAUAGUUUCAGCAAAGGAUGGCUCUACUGGUAAGGACCAAGAACUAGUUGAAAAUGAAAGUUAUCGAACAGACAAUGAUCAGACCAUGAAGCAUGAUUCUAAAAUUAGAUACCUGAGUGAUGAUGUGGAUGAUAUUUCCUUGUCAUCUUUGUCAUCUUCUGAUAAGAAUGAUUUAAGUGAAGAUUUCAGCGAUGAUUUUAUAGACUUGGAGGACUCCAACCGAACUAGAAUAACCCCAGAGGAAAUUACUCUCAAAGAAGAAAAGCAUGACAACAGACCAUCAAAGGAUAUAUUUGAUUCUCCUAAGGAAAAUGAACAGAUCUUCAGUAAAGCUGAUGAGUGGAUAGAUAUAAGUGUCUCUGACAGGAGUGAAUGUACAAAACAUACCUCUGGAAAUAACUUGAUCUCACCAGAUACGGAUUACAGAGCUGGGUCUUCAUUUGAACUCUCUCCAUCCGAUAGCUCUGAUGGAACGUACAUGUGGGAUGAAGAGGGCCUGGAACCCAUUGGAAGUGUCCAUCCUGUUGGCAGCUAUGAGUCCUCCGAAAUGAACAGCAUAGAUAUUCUGAAUAAUCUUGAAUCGUGUGACCUUGAGGAUGAUGACCUUAUGCUGGAUGUGGAUUUGCCGGAGGACACACCUCUUGAAAAUGUGGAGUGUGACAAUAUGAACCGCUUUGACCGAUCAGACAGAAAUGUACGCCAGUCACAGGAUGGAUUUUGGAAAAGAGCACCCCAGAGGUGGAGUGGACAGGAGCAUUAUCACCUUAGCCACCCUGAUCACUAUCAUCACCAUGGGAAAAGUGACUUGAGCAGAGGCUCUCCUUAUAGAGAAUCCCCUUUGGGUCAUUUUGAAAGCUAUGGAGGGACCCCCUUUUUCCAGGCUCAGAAGAUGUUUGUAGAUGUGCCAGACAAUACAGUGAUACUGGAUGAGAUGACCCUCCGGCACAUGGUCCAGGACUGCACAGCUGUAAAAACGCAGUUACUCAAACUCAAACGUCUGUUGCAUCAGCAUGAUGGAAGUGGAUCAUUGCAUGAUGUUGAGCUAUCAUUACCAUCCAGUCCAGAGCCUGAAGACGGUGAUCAGAUAUACAAGAAUGAAGAUUUAUUAAAUGAAAUAAAACAACUUAAAGAGGAAAUAAAGAAAAAAGAUGAAAAAAUCCAACGAUUAGAGCAUCAGCUUGCAACCCGGUGUAACUGCCACCAGAAAUCUAAAGAGGAAAAGUGUACAUUUGCUGAUAAAUACACCCAGACACCCUGGAGAAGAAUCCCUCCUCAAGUACUACAGCCUUCCAGCAGCCUUCCCAGACCUACAGACCACGCCCAGGGAAAACUAAUAAAGCCACAACAUAUCGAGGCCCACAGUGAAUAUACAGUCCAAGGCAUGUGUCAGAGUGGUGCACAUCCAGAUGGAAGCUGUACACAUGGCUUGCAACAAGAAAACAGCUAUGGUUUGGAAGACCGUCCUUUUUCGUCAAGCCCACAGUUCACAGUGGAUGUGGUGAAGGACAUACCUUCUGAAACGAACCUGAGCAUGACUAUGGAUGCUCAAGAGCCUUCUUUUUUGGCAAAGAACCAAACUAGUGACUUGCAGUUUGUACCUAAACCUCAGACACCUUCCCAGUCAAGUACAGUGGACCAGACUAAGAGAGUUGGAAGAAACCAGUCUCCUCAGCCCAAGUCCUUGCAGCUUUUAAAGCCAUCCAUCUUGAGUUCUUCGGCACCACCUCCAGAUUCUGAUUCAUCAUCAACUAGGACUUCCACAUGUAAGAAGGCACCAGUAAUCGCACAGUGUAAUUCAAAACAUCAGCCAACGUCUAAUCAAAACAAUCUUGCAAAUAAUUUAAAUCUGAAAGCAUCUAAACUCCGUCCCCCUUCUGGCUCUUUCAAACAAAAACAAAUAAUCAGUCCCCAACUAGAGUCUCAAACCAAGACAAACAUCCCAAGGCCAUUAGCACGACCAAAAGAACUGCAGAAUCCACACAGCAGUUUGCAUUCUGGGGAUUGUGUGGCCUCUAAUCGAUAUUCUCGUCUUCCUAAACCAAAGAUACAUUAAGUGCAUAGCCAUCAUCUGCCAAUUUGUCUUUUGAAAACAGUCUGCUCUGUAAUAGCUUUAUGUGCAGUUUAUUACUGUGUUUGAGGUUCCAUUACAGCAAAUCUUAAAAUUAAAACAGAGAAGCUUCUACUAGUUUGCCUCUUCCAUUUUAUAUAUCCUAGUUGAACUAUAUACCAUUUGCACAUUCUUGUCUCAGGUAAACACAAGUUUACUUAUCCAUCUCAGAGGCCAAGUCAUGCUAUCCAGCCCUCUCUCUGCACACCAGAAAAGUCAAAGGAUUCCAUUUAUCAGGCAACAUAUGUACUUUGCUAAUUUAGUCCUGUUGUGGUCCAUAACUGUGGUUAUCAAAACCCCACCCCUUUGCUUACUCUUACUGUGAAUAUGAAUAUGGUUACUAUUUUAACUAAAGAUCCAUAGUGAUGAUGGAAGAUGAUUGUCCAUAAGCAAGAUUCUGGCCAGUGUUUGUAUGUGAGGUCUAUGCAAAAUCUCCACAAUAAGUAAAGACCAGGUUUUUAGUCGGCGAGUCCUUAUAGGUUUUUUCUCUCUCCUUUCUAGGAUCAGUAAUAUAGUCCUACUGUUUCUCCAUUUAUCAGACAAAUCCCCCAGGCUGACAGUUUUUAUUAUUUUAUGUAAACCAAAUAUAUGUUGUUAUAACACCUUGUUUCAUUUACACAUGUACUAUUUGCUUAUAUUGCUACUGGAUAAAUUUGGAGAGCUUGAGAUGCCUAAGGGUAUAUUAGUUGUAACCUCUGUUGGUGCUAGAGUUUUGCUGGUAAUUGAGUUUUAAACCCUGUUAACUUAUGGAUCCAUCAUAUUUAAGUUUCUACAACAUACAUUGAAAAUUUAAAAUUUAGUCUUUAUUGUAAUAUUUGUAUUUAUUUUUGACUAUUUGCUAAUAUCUGAAGACUGGAAUAAUGGACUUGAAAUAUUUGCACAAAAUUUUGAGAGGAUGUAAGAGGAAUUUAAAGCUUAUUUUCUAUAAAAAAUGAGUUAAAACACUGAGAAAUGUAUAUAAAUUUAAGACUAUCAUAAUAAGUUGCUUUUCUGGGUUUCCUGAGUUUCCCUUUUCUAUUUUGAAUGGCAGUUUCUUGAAAAGUAGAUUUGGGGAAAAUUGAAAUUGUAGGUAGAGAGUGUACUUCCUCAAGAUGUGCUGCAGAUGUGCAGCCUCCAGGUAACUGUGGACAGGAACCCAACCAUGCCGCUGAGUAAAUUUACCUUACAUUUGCCCAAAUCAUGCUGUCUUUAGGCUGGUCAUCCAUCAUUCAUGUCAUUCAAAUCAAGAGUUUUCAGACAAAUAACCUUACAGGAUCUGUAUCUGAUUAUCUGACCAAAAAAUGUAUCAAAAGGAAUUAUGGCCAAAACAAACUGCUAGGGCUUCCUUUUAAAAUGUAACCAGGUUACAAAGAGAAGCAUGGUAUCAAAUGCAUUAGUGGAAAGCUUCCAAGUCACAUCUGCUGCCGUUUGGGGGCAGUCUUCCCUCAUGUGUCACAACCCCUCAAGUGAAUUUGCCCUUGGAGAUGCUGACCUUUCUUGGGUUUGGAAAUGGGUGAGCAUAGUCUCACACCUCAGCACUUUAGUCAGAGAAGAACUGAAGCUCAGGACGCCCUGAACAUAGGCCAGAGGCUAUUGAGUCAUCACUGCUAUGGACAAAAGCACCCCUUUGUUCAUGAAAGUGAGCCAGGUUGGCUGCUGCUGUAUGUGAGCACAUGUGCUUUCCCCUAUAGAGAAUGAAAACUAAUCUCGUGCAUCGCAUAUCGGCUACAAUCAUACUCUAUUCCCUGCAAUAAAACAUACUGAUGAAUGUUGUUGUUGUUUUUUAAAUUAGAGAUUUGUAUAGACUCUUGUGAAAUACUUUUACAAGUUAGCCUUAUCCUUAGGGGAAAGUUUAACAUUGUAAAUUUAUUUAUAACUGUUUUGUCUGAUGGAAAUGUCAUCAUUGUCUAUUAGAAAAACAUGUUGACUCCAGUAAUUUGUUUAUUCUAAUCUUUGGCCCCUUUAAUUUUUGUCUCCCUGAUGACUUUGCAGAAAUGUUUAUCCACCAGUUCACUCUCUAUAUACCUGGGUUGGACCUGAGGUCCUGAUAGAAGAUAGGUUUUUGUUUGUUUGUUUUUAUACAAGAGCCUCACCUAUCCCAGGCU
Molecule: messenger RNA, 5504 nt
Organism: Onychomys torridus (southern grasshopper mouse)
Lineage: Eukaryota; Metazoa; Chordata; Mammalia; Rodentia; Cricetidae
Gene: Ccser2
Product: coiled-coil serine rich protein 2
Exons: 10
Coding region: 265-3366 (1033 amino acids)
Biological process (GO): microtubule bundle formation
Cellular component (GO): microtubule cytoskeleton
Molecular function (GO): microtubule binding
Source: RefSeq, a predicted model, not a curated record